CGGGUUGGGAAACGCAGUAACGGUUAUUUCAGCUCGUUUGUGCGCUGCCUGUUUAUGUGUGUGCUCGUUGGGGAAUGGCUAGCGCAGUUAGCUAACGUUAGCCGACUCAAACACAGCCAGGCUGUUUGCUACAAGGCCGUCAUUUAAAGCCAGUAACCACAGGAGGAGAUGAUUUGAAACCUGUGUGGUGGUGUCGUUUCUGUUGUUGAGUCCAGGGGGAGAUCUGGGGGCCAAGAGGAAGAAGAAGAAGCAGAAGAGGAAGAAAGAGAAGCCGAGCUCGGGGGGAGCCAAAUCUGACUCGGCUUCUGACUCUCAGGAGAUAAAGAACCCUGGCUUGCCCAUUCAGAAGCUGCAGGACAUCCAAAGAGCCAUGGAGCUGCUGUCCUGCCAGGGUCCAGCAAAGAGCAUCGAUGAGGCAGCCAAGCACAAGUACCAGUUCUGGGACACCCAGCCUGUGCCAAAGCUGAAUGAGGUGGUGACGAGUCACGGGCCCAUAGAAGCAGACAAAGAAAACAUUAGACAGGAGCCAUAUUCCUUACCUCAAGGCUUUAUGUGGGACACUCUGGAUCUCAGCAACGCAGAUGUACUGAAGGAGUUGUACACGUUGUUGAAUGAAAACUAUGUGGAGGAUGACGACAACAUGUUCAGAUUUGAUUAUUCACCAAACUUUCUCAAAUGGGCUCUGCGUCCACCCGGCUGGUUACCACAGUGGCAUUGUGGAGUGAGAGUGUCCUCAAAUAAGAAGCUCGUCGGUUUCAUCAGCGCCAUCCCCGCAGAUAUACGCAUCUAUGACACACUGAAGAGGAUGGUGGAAAUCAACUUCCUGUGUGUUCAUAAGAAGCUGCGCUCAAAGCGCGUCGCCCCAGUGCUAAUCAGGGAGAUCACACGGAGGGUGAACAUAGAAGGAAUAUUUCAGGCAGUAUACACAGCAGGGGUAGUACUGCCUAAACCUGUGUCCACAUGCAGGUAUUGGCACCGUUCAUUGAACCCCAGAAAACUUGUGGAAGUUAAAUUCUCCCACCUGAGCAGGAACAUGACUCUGCAAAGAACCAUGAAACUCUACAGACUACCAGAUAGCACUAAGACUCCAGGUCUGCGGCUGAUGGAGAGGCGUGACAUCAGCCAGGUCACCGAACUGCUACAGAAGUUCCUGCGACGUUUCCAGCUCGCACCCUCUAUGGGAGAGGAGGAGGUGGCUCACUGGUUCUUGCCACAGGACAACAUAAUUGACACAUUUGUAGUAGAGGGUUCCGGUGGUGUACUUACAGAUUUCACUAGUUUCUACACUCUGCCCUCAACUGUGAUGCACCACCCUCUCCAUAGGAGCCUGAAGGCUGCGUACUCUUUUUACAACGUUCAUACACAAACCCCACUACUGGACUUAAUGAAUGAUGCACUGAUCCUGGCCAAGCUGAAAGGUUUUGAUGUGUUCAAUGCCUUGGAUCUAAUGGAGAAUAAGGUGUUCCUGGAGAAGCUGAAGUUUGGCAUAGGAGAUGGAAAUCUGCAGUAUUACCUUUACAACUGGAAAUGUCCCCCCAUGGACCCCGAUAAGGUUGGCCUCGUCCUUCAGUAGCGGGUCUCUCCGCGGCUGCUACACAAACACUGAUCAAAAGGUCGAUAGCGGCCUCUGGCUACUCCUUACCUGGACGUACAGGUAGCCCAAGCUAGACAAUGAGAACUACAACAGUAAAACCAACCUGGAAGACCGGGAGACGGUUCAAGAACAUUCUCAGUUCACCCGGAGGUGAAAACUCUUAAAUCAUCAACAUCCUGAAUGUGAAAUCAUGCUAUGCCUGAGACACUCGUACAGUACAACGCUCCCGACAUGCACCCUCACAUUUAAAACACACCAGUUCGACAUACAAGAGGAUGCCUUGACAUUGUGAGUUUUGUUAAGUUCUUCUUCCUCAGCAGACACCUUGUUGCGAGGGACUGGCAUGUCAUUUAACUUCACUGACAUUGAUCUAUGUAAAUGAUAAUCAACAAGUAAACAUGACCACAAAAUGCAUUUAAAGA
Molecule: messenger RNA, 2016 nt
Organism: Anarrhichthys ocellatus (wolf-eel)
Lineage: Eukaryota; Metazoa; Chordata; Actinopteri; Perciformes; Anarhichadidae
Gene: nmt2
Product: N-myristoyltransferase 2
Exons: 12
Coding region: 371-1573 (400 amino acids)
Biological process (GO): N-terminal peptidyl-glycine N-myristoylation
Cellular component (GO): cytoplasm
Molecular function (GO): glycylpeptide N-tetradecanoyltransferase activity
Source: RefSeq, a predicted model, not a curated record